Macrobrachium nipponense is the source of this 1124-nucleotide messenger RNA. Its product is annotated as lysozyme C-like. NCBI's taxonomy places the organism in Eukaryota, Metazoa, Arthropoda, Malacostraca, Decapoda, Palaemonidae. The record is from RefSeq and is a predicted model, not a curated record. Bases 141 to 821 code for a protein of 226 amino acids. Gene Ontology annotation, molecular function: lysozyme activity. The transcript has 5 exons.
CGUAUGGAUUAACCUCAAGUGAGCGGUCGUACCCCGCUUAUACGUGCAAGACGGCAAGACAGAACGAGAGAGAGAAAGAGGGAGAUUGUAGAAGAGUGACUCUUUCAUUCCUAGUCAUCAGUUACCCUUAGAUCUUUUCCAUGAUGAGGAACCUGCUCAGCAUCAUUUUAGUGGUUUCAGCGGUCUCUUCCAACACCCUGGCAAAGAUAUUUGAGAAAUGUGAACUUGCUGCUCUGCUGGAGAACAAACACAAGAUGUCCCGGGACGACGUCAAAAGCUGGGUGUGCAUCGCUCAGUACGAAUCGACCUUCAACACGGAAGCCAUCAACCAGGCCAACUGGGACGGCAGCAAGGAUUACGGCCUCUUCCAACUCAACAACAAGUACUGGUGCGGAGACGAUUAUGGCAAGAAUGAAUGCAAGAUGGCCUGUUCAGAUCUCUUAGACGAUGAUUUAACGGAUGACCUUGCUUGCAUCAAGAAAAUUAUCAAGGACACGGAAGCCUGGAAAGGGAAAGGAACGGGCUUAUCUGCAUGGGUUGCUUACGUCAACAGAUGUGAAAAUAGAAAUCUGGAUGAAUACAUGGCGGAAUGUUGGUCUGAUCCAAUCGAGUCCAACAUCAUCAACACUAAAGACGAAGAAGAAGAGUCUACCCAAGAACCAGAAGCAGUUACAGAAAACGAGGACGCCUCCGGUCCUGCAGACAACGGAGACUCGCCUAUAAUCAAUCUUGUUCGCGUUCCCAUCAUGUUGCAGAGGUUCCCCUACUUCCAGCACUUAGUCAACCCCUAUGGUUACAUAUACCAACAAAGAUAUCAGUAAAAAUGUUCAAAGUUGAACUCCCACGAACAUAAAAGAAGUUCCUUUUUCCUAUGCUAUGCUGAGUCGUAAUUAUUUAUUAUAUUUUGAGAUGCCAACAUUGGGCUCAAAAGGCUACAGUUAAACUAUGUUUUAUUUAAUAUUUAACUCAAAGUGCCAAAAAUCUUUUGAAAUAUGAAAUAGAAUAUAUGGUAAUACAUAAAGUUUAAGACGUUCUUAUGUCUUUGGAUAUAUAGCUAUCAUCACAGCUUUUGUACUUCAGAGCAUAAUAAUUCAAUGUUGGUUAUCAAAUAUAGUUUAAUAGUA